Molecule: messenger RNA, 2550 nt
Organism: Dipodomys ordii (Ord's kangaroo rat)
Lineage: Eukaryota; Metazoa; Chordata; Mammalia; Rodentia; Heteromyidae
Gene: Dusp10
Product: dual specificity phosphatase 10
Exons: 4
Coding region: 157-1605 (482 amino acids)
Biological process (GO): protein dephosphorylation; negative regulation of JUN kinase activity
Cellular component (GO): cytosol; cytoplasm
Molecular function (GO): MAP kinase tyrosine/serine/threonine phosphatase activity; protein tyrosine/threonine phosphatase activity
Source: RefSeq, a predicted model, not a curated record
AAAGUAACUAUGUUGCUGCUGGAGAUCAAUGAAGCUAAGUGAAUGGGGGCUGGACGUGGCGAGUUCAAAGCUGAAGCGGAGCUCCGGGUGGUGGAAGAUUACACUUCUUCAUGAAACUCUUGAGUUCUUCUUGAAUUGCCAGUUUUCAGCCUCCUCAUGCCUCCAUCUCCUUUAGACGACAGGGUAGUAGUGGCAUUGUCUAGGCCCGUCCGACCUCAGGAUCUCAACCUCUGUUUAGACUCUAGCUACCUUGACUCUGCCACCCCAGGCAGUAGUAACUACCCUCCUGUCAUCGCCACUACCGUUGUGACCCUCAAGGCUGCGAAUCUGACGUAUAUGCCCUCAUCCAGCGGCUCUGCCCGCUCUCUGAAUUGUGGAUGCAGCAGUGCCAGCUGCUGCACUGUGGCAACCUACGACAAGGACAAUCAGGGCCAGACCCAAGCCAUUGCUGCUGGCACUGCCACCACCACCAUCGGAACCUCUACCACCUGUCCUGCUAACCAGAUGGUCAACAACAAUGAGAAUACAGGCUCUUUAAGUCCAUCAGGUGGGGUGGGCAGUCCUGUGUCAGGGACCCCCAAGCAGCUAGCCAGCAUCAAAAUCAUAUACCCCAAUGACUUGGCAAAGAAGAUGACCAAAUGCAGUAAGAGUCACCUGCCCAGCCAGGGCCCGGUCAUCAUUGACUGCCGGCCCUUCAUGGAGUACAACAAGAGUCACAUCCAAGGAGCUGUCCACAUUAACUGUGCCGAUAAGAUCAGCCGGCGGAGACUACAGCAGGGCAAGAUCACUGUCCUAGACUUGAUUUCCUGUAGAGAAGGCAAAGACUCCUUCAAGAGGAUCUUUUCCAAAGAAAUUAUAGUUUAUGAUGAGAAUACCAAUGAGCCGAGUCGAGUGAUGCCCUCCCAGCCUCUUCAUAUAGUCCUCGAGUCACUGAAGAGAGAAGGCAAAGAACCGCUGGUAUUAAAAGGUGGACUCAGUAGUUUUAAGCAGAACCAUGAAAACCUCUGUGACAACUCCCUCCAGCUCCAAGAGUGCCGCGAGGUGGGAGGCGGAGCGUCUGCCAUCUCGAGCAUGCUACCUCAGUCUGUCCCCACCACCCCUGACAUUGAGAACGCAGAGCUGACACCCAUCCUGCCCUUCCUGUUCCUUGGCAAUGAGCAGGAUGCUCAGGACCUAGACACCAUGCAACGGUUGAACAUUGGCUACAUCAUCAACGUCACCACGCACCUUCCCCUGUACCACUAUGAGAAAGGCCUGUUCAACUACAAGAGGCUGCCUGCCACCGACAGCAACAAACAGAACCUGCGGCAGUACUUUGAAGAGGCUUUUGAGUUCAUUGAGGAAGCUCACCAGUGUGGGAAGGGACUGCUCAUCCACUGCCAGGCUGGCGUGUCUCGCUCUGCCACCAUCGUCAUUGCCUACUUGAUGAAACACACUCGAAUGACCAUGACUGAUGCUUACAAAUUUGUCAAGGGCAAACGACCAAUUAUUUCCCCAAACCUUAACUUUAUGGGGCAAUUGCUGGAGUUUGAGGAGGACCUAAACAAUGGUGUAACACCACGAAUCCUUACCCCAAAGCUGAUGGGUGUGGAGACUGUUGUGUGACCAUGAUUAGUGAGGAAAGGAUUGCCGCUAGGAGACAAACGGAGGAAGAUUGAGUCUGCUUUUUUUUUUUCCUUCUUCUAUUUUCCUUUUCCUUUUUGUUUGUUUCUUUUUUUUUUUUAGUUGGGGGGAUGAAGUUUGUGAAUAGCAACAAACUUGUUUAAAGACUUUUUAUUUUUAACCAGUGUGAGAAGACUAUAAACCUUUUGAUGCCAUUGAGAUUCACUCCCUGUAAACUGAUAAAAGCAGGGAGACUGAAGAGCUCACUUUUCUAAGCCAACAAUAAAAAUGUAAUCAAACUUGUUUCUCCCCAUUUUCCUUUUAAGCUAUUUGUAGAGUUUAUGAUUAUAAGACUAUAGUCUGUGCAGGUUCAUAGACAGAAGAUAUCAUCCUUUAAACAAAUUAAAGAACCAAAAGUAAUAGAAGGCCUGGGACACACCUGGACCAUCCAUACAGGAAACAAAAUCCACUAAACCAAGCCCUGUUGUGCUCGUGGAUAUAAAGAGAAGAUCAGGGCAGUAAGUGGUCUAAGAAUACAUUUCUCAGAAGACAGAGGAUACUCUUGAUUUGAUGUGUUUCAUGUUCUGGAUUUUCUUUUUCCUCUGUGUUUAAGAGAUACUUGUUUUUGUCUUUGUUUUCAUUUUGGUAAUAGCAAGGAACUGACCAUUAUACCAUAUGCCUUCACUGGCUCUUUGUGCAAUAAUAUGGUGUUUUGAGUGUGCAAAAGUUAGAGCUGGCAACUCAAUGAUAGAAAAAUAGUUCAAAUUUGCCAGCUUGGAGAGAGAAAGGAAUUCAACAAUAUCAAUUACUUUCCUUCCCACCUUUUCCUUUUUGGAUUUGAUUCUAGUUACAGUGCCAUAAACCUUGUUACAUAUGUAUAUCAGAAUGUAAAAAAAAAAAAAAGACAAAAAUUUAUUUAAAAAUAUUUUUCGCAAAGAAAAAAAACAA